CGGAGAUUUGAGAUUAUAUGACAGAAAUUUGUAAAGCCUUACUCCGAAGAAUUACAAGGAUGAGCUAAAAAUCAUUUAAUUCCAGGUAUCAGCAGAUUUUCUGCGGUUAAAUGGAAGUCGACAACAAUUUCGAAAUUUGCUGUCAACAAGAAAGAAAUUGGGUUCAUUGCCACCUGCUUAUACUAGAAUCGACUAUAGCAGGGAUUCACUUGAUUCGAAUUUGACCCGACCCCCCCAUCAUGGACCUGUGAUCACAGUUGAAGAUACUGGCUCACAGUUACGGAUUAACCGGGUAAAGUCGAGUAUUACGGAUAGUCUUGUCGAUUCCCAUAAGGCAUCCCUUGAAAAUGUUACAGUUGCCUUUUGUGAAAGUAACGGAAGUGCUGGAACUCAUCAGACAGCAAACCAUUUUAAGCGAAAUAACAGCAGAUAUGGAGUUCCUAUUGACAGCUCCGCCGUAAAGCUUGUCUACCGAGUUCGUUCGGAAAGGCUUAGCAAUCGGGUAAAAAUUACUGAUCGUGCAUUGGUGUUGGCAAUGUUGGGUGUGGUGGUGAUGGUGAUUGAUGCGGAGAUAACCGGACAAACUCUUUUUGGAAUUACAAAGCUUGAUCUGGUUGACUGCGGAGCUGACGAUUGGCGCGUGGUUGUAACAACUGAUCGAGCUCUUCAGUUUUGCACAGAAUUUGUUUUAUGUGCUAUUUGUCCUCUCCCUGGUACCGGUUCGCUGCAUUGGUCAUUCAUAGAAACCAAUCGAAAUAUGCAAGCUACCCAUGGAAGGUCAUUCCAUGUUAGAGAGCUAUUCUGUGACUUGUUGAAAUGGAAUGAGAAGUUGUGGAUCCCGAAGAUAGGUUGGUCUAUCGACAGAAUGCGGGAUAAUCCUGGCGAUGAAGAGCCAAAAGACCUUUAUUUUAAGAGAGGCUGA
Strongylus vulgaris is the source of this 922-nucleotide messenger RNA. The record is from the annotation of a GenBank genome assembly. NCBI's taxonomy places the organism in Eukaryota, Metazoa, Nematoda, Chromadorea, Rhabditida, Strongylidae.